UUCGGAAGAAGAUUAGCAAAACCAUCAGGGGUCUCAGCAUCUCGGGCAUUCGCAGCAGAGGCGCACAGUAAACAACACGACAAGCCAGCUCGAACGUCCCUUUACGACCUGCACGUGCAAAAUGGCGGGAAGAUGGUUGACUUUGCCGGGUACUUACUCCCGGUGCAGUACGGAAACGUGAGCAUAACAGAGUCUCACCUCCACACCAGAUCCCAGUGCUCGAUUUUCGACGUCUCUCACAUGCUCCAAACCGAGAUCACCGGCCCCGAUGCCUUCGAUUUGCUGGAAAGUGUCUGCGUCACUGACGUUCAAGGCCUAGGACUCCACAAAAGCGCGCUGAGCGUGUUCACGAACUCCGAGGGCGGGAUCGAGGACGACUUCGUGGUGACGAAGAGCGGCGAGCAGAGCCUCUACGUCGUCUCCAACGCGGCGCGAAAGCGCGUCGUCGCCGAUCUCCUCCUCACGGCGGCCGACAAGUUCAAAUCCAGCGGCAAAACCGCGCAAGUGACGUUCCGGGACCCGGAGGAGCGGGCGCUGCUCGCCGUGCAGGGGCCCCGGGCGGCGCAGAUCCUUCAGCCGCUGGUCGAUAUGGACUUGAGCUCUUUCUACUUCAUGUCCAGCGCCGCGGUCGCCCUCAAGGACGCCCCAGACUCGCGGAUCACCCGGUGUGGCUACACGGGGGAGGACGGAUUCGAGGUGGCGAUCGAUGCUCGGAAGGCGCCUGAUUUCGUUCUGGGUUUGUUGCAGAAACACCCGGAUUUGGUCAAGCUGGCUGGUCUUGGAGCCAGGGAUUCGCUCAGGAUAGAGGCCGGCUUAUGUCUUUAUGGAAAUGAAAUCGAUUCAACCACGACACCGCCAGAGGCAGGUCUUACAUGGACCAUUGGAAAGAAACGACGCGAAAGAGCAGAUUUUCCCGGCGCGUCGAAGAUUCUGGAGCAAAUCAAGGAAGGCGGCGCAUAUAAACAAAGAGUUGGGCUCGUACAAGGGGGCAAAGGAUUGUGCCCACGAAAUGGAGCUGAAAUUCUCACAUUGGACAUAGCUCCGCAUUACUACCCGGUUGGCAAAGUGACCAGUGGAUGUCCGUCUCCAACCCUAAAGACAAACAUAGCCAUGGGAACUUUACCCAGGUCUCUUGCAAAGCCUGGCAAUGUGGUCUUCAUCGCGAAUAAAAACAAUCUGACGAAACUGACUGUAACAAAAAUGCCGUUUGUGCCUGCGAAGUAUUUUACUAAGCCCAAGAAGAAAUAAACGAUACGUUUGGUCUAGGUUUAUAUAUUUGAUCUGAAUAUGAGAUGAAACUUUAGCCAGUACACAAGCAGCAUUUAUCAACAGAAAAAUUGCGGUAUUUUGAAAUUAAGUUGCGAUUUUUUAGCGAUAAAAUCGCUAGGAUCAUCAACAUCUGAGCGAUUGUUUUCAAUUUCCCUGUAAUUUUCUCACUAAAAAAUCGCAAUCCAUAAAAUCGAAAUUUUAUCUCAUGUUAAUUGUACAGACACUUCCCUAAAUUGCUGCAACAACUACACCACAAUCACCACAUUUAAAGUCAUUACCUGAAUGUUAUAAAAAUUGUGCAAAUUUAUCAUCUUCUCAGCGGAAAAUCAAAAGGAUGUAAUUUUGUAGUUUUUGUAUUUGUUUUCCUCACUUUUCUCUCAUGAUAACGUACGAAAAAUGAACAUCAAUAAUUUGAUAAAUAAUAGCCUCAAGAAAUUUUUUCUGAGAAACCCAUCAUCAUGAAUUAAUUUGGAUCCAUACUAAAAAAAAAGAAAAAAAGAAAAAUUGAGAUUUAGUUGCUUAGUUUUUGAACAAAGAGGAUGUAAACACAGUACCUUGUUUACUACCACGAUGCAAUUAGUUUUGGCCGGCGCAUAAUGCUCUGUUUACCAUCUGGAUAUGUAAUCUACGGCAAUUUUGAAAAGAAUCGGAUCCUGAAAAACAUCAGUUGGUGGAGAAAUAACAAAAAUAGAAACAUUCAAAUAUUUGACUAGCAGUUUUAAUGCAACAAUGAAAGAAUCCAUGAUUUGAUUGUUGAUUAUCAAUGCGGUUGAUUUACGAUAAUUGGAAAUUUAAAAACAAGAUACAAACUGCUAUAUAAAAUACACGAAGAUUACUUCAAUCAUAAUUCUACUGCUUUAAGAAUUUGAUGGCAGAACAAUGUUUAACACUGUUAUGGCACCUUCAUACAGCUAACCUACAUUCAAUUGAUGUCUGUUCUGUACGAUAUUUCCUGAUGAGGCAACCUUCAACAUUUUGAUAACGAUUCUAUUAUCACCAAAAUCAAAGAUGUUCCGAACAAGUUUUGCUGUUGAUACUGACAGUUAUUGUUAUGGUAAGAACAAAACAAUCAUUAAUUGAAAGAAUGAGGUUGGAGCAUAUAGAUCUGACUUACAUAGUGAGCAACAUAAGUUUUAAGAACCUAAUUGUGACCAUUCACAAAAAACAGGACCUCAGCAUAAAAAAACCAGGAAUUAACAGAUACUGCCAUAGGAGGGUGUUUUUAGAAUAUAUUUUGUCACAAAAACUUAUAUGAAUAUCAAAACAUACUAGAAGUAUGACAGUUCAAAAUGUAUAGUUUUAUGGAUAUGGUUUUGAUAUUAAAAGAAAAAAAAAACUGAACUUUCUUGUUAUGAGCUCACAACUACGGACUUAAGUCCAACUUUAUUCCCUCCAUUUGUACGAAAA
Molecule: messenger RNA, 2676 nt
Organism: Bemisia tabaci
Lineage: Eukaryota; Metazoa; Arthropoda; Insecta; Hemiptera; Aleyrodidae
Product: aminomethyltransferase, mitochondrial
Biological process (GO): glycine catabolic process
Cellular component (GO): mitochondrion; glycine cleavage complex
Molecular function (GO): aminomethyltransferase activity; protein binding
Source: RefSeq, a predicted model, not a curated record